Nelumbo nucifera (sacred lotus) is the source of this 819-nucleotide messenger RNA. Its product is annotated as 2Fe-2S ferredoxin-like superfamily protein. Gene Ontology annotation, biological process: P450-containing electron transport chain. Gene Ontology annotation, cellular component: mitochondrion. Gene Ontology annotation, molecular function: electron transfer activity; 2 iron, 2 sulfur cluster binding. NCBI's taxonomy places the organism in Eukaryota, Viridiplantae, Streptophyta, Magnoliopsida, Proteales, Nelumbonaceae. The record is from RefSeq and is a predicted model, not a curated record.
AAUCAGCCACGCAAUCGGAAUUAGGAGUUGGGACCAUCUCUAGAGAGUGCCAUUGCUCCACCAGAAAAUGAAAUACUAAAAACGAGAGAAGAGAAGGAAAUUAGGAAAUGGCUUCUUCGGUGCAUUUGGUCUCUGUUCCCUCCUUCAGACGGCGCGAAAUCUCCAGCAGUCAUCGGAACUUCAGAAAGUCCAUCACCUUCACUUCCGUAAAGAAAUCAGUCUCAGUUUCUUGCGCUGCAAUUCCGUCGGAAUCAGCACAAGCAGCGCCUGAGAAACCCGAGAUCGAGCUCGAGUUCAUAGGGCCAAAACCAGGAGCUGAUGGACCGUAUCCGGUGGACAGAGCGACGGCUAUUAGUGGAGAGAAGCUUCUCAGGAACAUCAUGUUGGAUAACAAGAUAGAGCUCUACGCCGCGUAUGGAAAGGUGAUGAAUUGUGGAGGAGGUGGAAGCUGUGGAACCUGCAUCGUGGAGAUUGUUGAUGGGAAGGAUCUACUGAAUGAAAGAACAAACACCGAGCUCCGGUACCUCAAAAAGAAACCGGAAUCUUGGAGACUGGCUUGUCAAACUAUUGUGGGCAACAAGGAAAAUUCUGGCAAGGUGGUGGUCCAAAGGUUGCCACAGUGGAAGAAAUGAUGGAGGAGGGAGCUGAUAGCAAACACUGAAGGAAAAAAGAGUGUUGUACUAUUGAUUGUUGCUUAGUGGAAAAUUGAGAGAGAGAAGGAAAAAAAAAGCGUUGAUACUAGACACUUCUGUGAGUCUAGUUGCCUCCAUUUGAAUUUUACAAUGUGCAGCCUAUUGUCUAGCUAGUCCGGUUCUACCA